GACAGCCUGUGAUUUUGACUGUGCAUCCAGCACGUGGUACUUUUGUUUAGAAUAGUUUUUUGUGAUAAUUUUUAUCAUAAUUUUUUAUAACUCAAUAAAAUAUUUUAAACUAUGGGAAAAACGAAGAAAAACAAAGUACGCCCGGUCAAAGUAAAUCCCAUUGGCAUACCAAGUCUGCGAGACCUCGAAAAUGAAGAUGAAUUCAAUGAAGAAAACAGCAAUCCCAUCGAAGCAAUUCGUGACCAACUACAAAGUUCGAACAUUGAAGAAAAGAUCAACGGACUGCAAGCCUUGGCUGUUCUCUCAUCAAAUAAAACUAAAGUUGUGGCCAUCUGUGCAAGUGAUGUGAUUCGAAUUGCAGCGCCCUUACUGGUCGAACCGAACAAUGCAGUUCGCAAUGCCUGUGCAGGAGCUUUGCGAAAUCUUUCGGUUUGUGGAGUAGAUGUUUGUGAGAAUCUUGUUGAACAAGAUGUCCUCACUCCAUUGCUAGCUCUGUUGAGUGAGUAUGCAAAAGAAGCUAACUGGACUCCGGAAUUUGACGAGAAAAUCACUGGUCAACUUGGCUUGAAAUCCGAUAUAUUUUUUCAGUCUGUCAAUCUUCUAUGGAAUCUAUGUGAAAGUACCUCAGUUGCGCUUGAAAACUUUAAUCAAUCACACAUCCUAGAAAGUUUCAUUCGUUGUCUGGACUAUAAAGUCUUUGGGUUCGAUAUUGCAAUUUCUGUAGCACAAUGUUUGUUGGUUAUAUCUGAAGAGAAUCCGAACUCCUGGAAUGUAUUCAAUAACCAUGUGCCAGAGUUUAUUUGCUUGCUUAAUAUCGAAGGAGAUCAUUCGCAUACAUUUUUGAGAACACUCGCUGCAGGAAUUUUGUCGAAUAUUCCUGCCCUGGCAGCCGCAUAUGUUAAUAAAAUAUUCCCAGCACUAUCUGCGACUUUUGAUGUUAAUCAUAGAACUGUUCUUGGUGAGAUCACAAGUACAUUGCCAUUGUCUCGCCAAGAAAAUCCAACAGAACUUGAAGUAAAAAUGGAUGUUGUCGAUGUUGGAGAAGAAACUGAUGAGGCUGCAUCUUUGAGAAGAAGAAAACAAGAUCUCCCUACUGAUACUGAAAUUCAAGUAAAACAUGUUGGUUAUUUGCUAGAAGCCCAAAAAGUUGCUGCAGAGAUUAUCACAAAUCAAUGUGCAACAGAUGACGAUGAAUGGAUUGAUGAUAAUGCUGAUGAUGCAUCGGAUAAUGAAAGCGUACAUGACUAUGAUAACAAUAGCAAAACCAAUAGCACAACAAAUCUUCAAAAUACUGAUAAACUUCCUGUAGAAGUUUUAGAAGCCAUAAAAUCAUUUGGACUUGUAGAAAAGCUUUGGCAAAAAGCUCAACCUGUACAAGAUAAUGUUAAUCAAAUUCUCCGCGAGACUAGUUUUACACUUUUAAACAAAGUCAAAAGUCUGCGUGUAUCAUGCCUUUUAUGUCUACAAAAUCUUUGUAACUCAAUGUGCACCGAAGAUCUUGGUGGUCCAACUGCAAUCUAUGCUGUUUGGUUGGAUUUGGGACAACAGGUGUUUCAAGGUCCACAAGAUCUCAUUCUGUUAGAACCAUCUACUUCCUUGAUGCGUGCGUCUUUGGAGCAUUUAAAGAAAAACUCUGAGCUUUUUGCCCAGAUGUCCGAGAAUGACUUAGAAUUAAUGUUGAAUGGAGUAAAUAAGUGCACGAUGCCAGAAAUUCGCGCAAAUUGGUUACGAAUGUUAGGCACCUUAGGUUGUUUGCUUUCUGAACGCCUCGUUAAGCUGAUUAUAGGUUUUAUUCUAGACACAUGUUCAAAGGAACAAGACGUAUGGACUAUUUCUGAAGCAAUAGAUGCUUUAAUGGACAUGUUUUCCGACAAUGACUGGAAUCAAAUUGUAGUUGAACUGAAUUUCCUUGAACGUAUGAAGGCAUUAGAAAAAGUGUUUAAAUCCAAGAUUCGACAGCAGAAACGUGAAUUAAAUGAGCGAUACCCAGCCGUUUUAACAGUGCGCACAAAUCUAAGUCGAUUUGUAAAGUACAUCGAAACUGAAAUGAAAAAAUUCUCUUCUACGAAUGGAACAUAAAAAAACUAAUUUUUCGACAUACAUAUGUGCAAACGGUACGAAAUAGUAUAAACAUUUUUCUCCUAGGGACGUGACCAACUUUAGAGACAUUAUAAAGCGUAAGGAAAAUAUUUGCUAUCUCUAAAAAGGAAAUACAUCUUCUAUUGUUAAAAAAUAUCUGCCUGUUUUAUAAUAAUUAGUUUAAAAAUAAA
Messenger RNA from Episyrphus balteatus (marmalade hoverfly), 2270 nucleotides. RefSeq names its product HEAT repeat-containing protein 3. Gene Ontology annotation, biological process: protein import into nucleus; ribosomal large subunit biogenesis. The record is from RefSeq and is a predicted model, not a curated record. The transcript has 10 exons. NCBI's taxonomy places the organism in Eukaryota, Metazoa, Arthropoda, Insecta, Diptera, Syrphidae. The coding region runs from base 112 to 2079 and encodes 655 amino acids.